This is a messenger RNA of Hippoglossus stenolepis (Pacific halibut), 2546 nucleotides long. RefSeq lists its product as uncharacterized. Gene Ontology annotation, molecular function: G protein-coupled receptor activity. Gene Ontology annotation, biological process: G protein-coupled receptor signaling pathway. Gene Ontology annotation, cellular component: membrane. Lineage: Eukaryota; Metazoa; Chordata; Actinopteri; Pleuronectiformes; Pleuronectidae. The record is from RefSeq and is a predicted model, not a curated record. Bases 174 to 1271 code for a protein of 365 amino acids. The transcript is spliced from 2 exons.
UGAACGCGCGGUGAUUGCGGCAGGUGUGUGUUGCAGGUGAGGUGGUGCGUUCAGAGGUUACAAGUAUCCGCAGCGCUGCUCUCCAGUAGAACCUCUGCUCAUGUGCUGUACGUCAGCGGGCCCUCAGCCAUGUUCUCCUCGUGUGACCUCUGAUCCGGUCGCACCCAUGAAACAUGUGGACAGCGCUGAACCUCUCCGCCUCCGAUGACUCCAACCUGACCGGCGCGGACCCUCGGAGGCCGCAGGAGCUGGACCACCGCUCCCUCAAGGUGAGCAUCAUCGUGGCGCUGGGUGUGAUGAUCACGCUGGGGAACGUCGCGGUUCUCCUGGUCAUCACCUCCUCCGUGGCCGGGUGGUCGAGGAACUCCCGGUACCUGCUGCUCUCCCUCACCGCGGCGGACUCCGCGUUCGCCCUGCUGGUCAUGCCCCUGAACCUGUGGGUGAGCCUGCUGAAGGACUACACCGAGGGGCCCGACGUGCUCUGUCACCUCGUGGCCUUCUGCAACGCCACCGUGUACUCCACCUGCAUGUACACCCUGGCCACCAUCAGCCUGGAGCGCUACGUGGCGGUGCUGUACCCGCUGCAGUACUCGACCCUGCUGACCCGGAGGAGGACGCUGCUCCUGAUCGCCUUCGCCUGGGGCUUCCCUCCCUGCCUGCUGUCCCCCAUCACCUUCCCCGACAGCAUUAUCGAGGUGCACUUCUCCGCCGCCUCGCUCGUCUGCAACCCGUCCUACUCCACCAACGUGGGCUACUCCCUCAGUUUGACCUGCUUCAUAUUCUUCCCCUGCUCCAUCGUCAUGACGUACGCCAACCUGAGAGUGUGGUGCGCCGCGAAGAUGCAGCGACUCAAGCUGCGCCAGUACGACUGUGCGCGUCGCGGCAGACACAACGUGGCCUCCAGGGUGCUCGUGCCCGUGAUGGCAGCUUACUACGCCUGUUGGACACCGUGCAUGGCGGUUAUGAUCUACAAUGCAGUGACAGGUAGCACUGUACCGGAGUGGGUCGAGUUUGUGGUUGUCUGGCUGCCAACCUCCAACGGCUUCCUCAACUGCAUCUUCUACUUCUGGAUAAACCGAAGCUUCCGCAGGAAAUUCCACCUCGUCCUCCAGAGGCUGACUCUGGCCCUAUGCCCCAAACUGGCUGACGCUCUGGGAUGCUGCAGCGCCGCUGAGACGCAGUUUGUGUCAGGGAUUAUGGAUAAUAACAACUCUGUCCAUGAACGCUCUGCCAGUGUGUCCUCCACCUGCACCCUGUUAUCAUUAGGCUAGGAUGGCCGCACCACUGGUAUGGUAAAUGAUGCUGAUGAUGAUCGUCUUAUCGUGUCUGGCUGGUCAACGUACACCAAGUUAUUGAUAUAUUCUUACACAAGGUAUCAUGGGUAAUUGCAAUGUCAAUGGAUUGAUACAAUGGCUAUGAUUGGAAGUAUUUGAAAUAAUCACUGUACAGUCUCAUUUGAUUAAUAUAGAUUUUUGUAUAACUGUUAUAACUGUUCUUUUUAUUUUUUAUGAGUUUUCAGUCUAAGAACAGUGUUCAGUUGACGGGAACAUUUAAUUUAAAAACUACUAAGUUUAUAACUUAUUUGGAUUUUUUCUUUUUCUUUUACUCAUGCCCACAGUGUUGCCAAGAUUUGAUUUACUAUCAGAGAUGGCCUCUUAAACCACCUUUUACUUGUUUUAGCCACAAACCUUGUCUUUGCCCCAGAAAUACCUCCCCAUAUUCUGCGUACAGAUAAAUAAUAAUUAUUUUAAAAUUGUCCGCGUAGUUUGACUUGUUGCUGUGAUCAACAUAUUUCACUUCAAACAUUUGAGGUCGGUCUAUUAGCACAUUACCAUAAACUGAUAUUUAGACUUCCAUUCAUUCGAGACAUUUGUGAACUAACAUCAAUGUCCGAUUACAGCACUUUGAAGGAUUGAGGCCUUCUACCUCCCCUUUAAUUCAAACUGUGCUGAAGACCUUGGCAUAUUACAGUUGGGAGAAGUUAACCUUUAAGUCAUGUCCUUCCAGUGUAUGCAAGGAGAAAAGUAAUUAAGCAGCUACACUGUAGAAAGGUCACCAUAUUUGUGCUGACAAGAGAUGACUUGGAUAAGUUCUGAGGUUGUGGCUGUUUAUUUAGAGAUAAUAACCCCAUGAUCCUCUUCUUGACAACGGCUACCACAAGAUGGAUUCAGCUUGGCAGUGCCCAUGUCGUUUUUGUCUGGACCGAGUUUACUGUAGUGGUGCAGGUUGAUAUGGAUGUGAAGUUGAGAGUUUAUGAUUUUCUAGGAAUUUUCACAAGGAACAGAAAUUCCAAACCAUUUUAUAGAUGUUAUUUUAGCCUUUAGGUUGCAGCUCGGUGUCCUGAUCAUGAAAAGCAUGCCUUCUGUAUGAAUUAUUAAAAUGUGUUGAGCACCAGAUAAUAUCUGUCACUGAAUUACAAGAGGAAAAUGAUGAUCUUUGCAUGUAUAUAUUUUGUUAAUUUUCUAAAUUCCUAAUAUAAUGAAUGAAAAAAUAAUGUAUAAUGUAUCAGUUUACGGAUUUAUAAAAUAAAGCAUUGUGCCUUUGAA